Molecule: messenger RNA, 1439 nt
Organism: Balearica regulorum gibbericeps (East African grey crowned-crane)
Lineage: Eukaryota; Metazoa; Chordata; Aves; Gruiformes; Gruidae
Source: RefSeq, a predicted model, not a curated record
GGAAGUAGUUUUGGUAAAGUGGCGUUUAAGUACGAGGCAGAUAUUUUCUCAGCUUUAAUUUUCUUUCUUUCUAUCCCUCUCUCCUUAUGUUUUUUUACAUUUAGUGCUGAGAGGCAAAAUGGUCCAUGCUGAAGCAUUUUCACGUCCUCUGAGCCGGAAUGAAGUGGUUGGAUUAAUUUUUCGUUUAACCAUAUUUGGGGCUGUAACAUAUUUUACCAUUAAAUGGAUGGUCGAUGCCAUUGAUCCGACCAGAAAGCAGAAAGUAGAAGCUCAGAAACAGGCUGAAAAACUAAUGAAGCAAAUCGGAGUGAAAAAUGUCAAGCUUACUGAAUAUGAAAUGAGUAUUGCAGCACAUCUCGUAGACCCACUUAGCAUGCAUGUAACCUGGAGUGAUAUUGCAGGCUUAGAUGAUGUUAUUACAGAUUUGAAAGACACUGUCAUUUUGCCUAUCAAGAAGAAAUAUUUGUUUGAGAAUUCCAGGCUCUUACAGCCACCAAAAGGAGUACUUCUCUAUGGCCCUCCUGGCUGUGGCAAAACGCUGAUCGCCAAAGCUACAGCAAAGGAAGCAGGUUGUCGAUUUAUUAAUCUCCAGCCUUCAACGCUGACGGACAAGUGGUAUGGGGAGUCUCAGAAACUGGCUGCAGCUGUCUUCUCUCUUGCUGUAAAGCUCCAACCGUCCAUCAUUUUUAUUGACGAAAUAGAUUCCUUCUUACGAAGUCGGUCAAGUUCCGACCAUGAAGCUACAGCUAUGAUGAAAGCUCAGUUCAUGAGUCUGUGGGAUGGACUGGACACUGAUUAUAACUGCCAAGUAAUAGUAAUGGGAGCCACCAACCGUCCUCAGGAUCUUGACUCUGCAAUCAUGAGAAGAAUGCCGACCCGGUUUCAUAUCAACCAACCUGCUCUGAAACAAAGAGAAGCAAUCUUGAAGCUAAUUUUGAAAAACGAAAAUGUGGACAGGCACGUGGACCUCCUGGAAGUUGCUAAAGAGACUGACGGCUUCUCAGGCAGUGAUCUGAAAGAAAUGUGCCGGGAUGCAGCGCUCCUCUGUGUCAGGGAAUAUGUUAAUUCUGCCUGUGAAGAAGAGACCCAUGACGAAGAUGAAAUUCGGCCUGUGCAGCAGCAGGAUCUCCAGAGGGCAAUUGAGAAGAUGAGAAAAUCGAAGGAUGCCACACUGCAGAAUGUUUUGAUGGGUGUUGUUUUAGAUUAAGACAAAAGAGUGCGUUUGCAGUUUCUGAUGUGAUUUAGUUUGACUUCUGUAAUCAGUUAGCAAAAACGAUGUCACGGGGGUGGGAGCGGGGGACGUUCCUUGAAUAAGGGAGUUCUGUUUCUGGAAUUGUUUUUAUACAACAAAUUCUAAGUUAUUGAAACUUCGUCGUGCACAACUAGAGGUGGUAACAAUAGAUCAUGAAGUGGAACAAUUACAGCCCAGACCAAGAGCA